AUGUUGUAAAUUAUUGAAUUCUGUAGUUAUUUAAGAAUUAUUUAUUUAACAAUUAAUUGCUUGAAUUUCGUAUUUUUUAGGUAUUGUUUUCAAUCUAUAUANACCUUUAGUAAAUGAUUCAAAAAUAUUACAUCCUGAUCUUAUUUAACUUAUUGAUUUUGGAUUAUCAUAAGAAUUAAUUAGAAAUUCAAAAUUAUUGAAAGAUGUAUUUAUUGGCUCAUUAAAUUUUGCCAGCAGAUAAUCUCAUAAAGGAGAAUAACUAGGCUAUAAGGAUGAUUUAGAGAGUCUCUUGUAUGUUUUGGUUUACUUAAGAAAUUGUAUGUAUAUUCUUUACCCUUAGUAACAUUGCCAUGGUUCCAAAAACCAUCUUGGGGUUAUAGAGAAGUAGAUAUCAAAGUAAUUGGCAGGAUCAAAUAAUUUCAUUUUAAAACUGUUUCCUAAACUUAGAAUUUCCCUUUAUAGUUUUAAGAGAUAAUGUCUUACAUAGACACAUUAAAGUAUGACAUAAUGCCAGAUUAUGGUUAUAUUAAAAGCUUAUUUAUGGAAAUGAUAAAAAAACCCUAGUGUUCUAUAUUCUAAAUACACUAAGUAUUCUAAUCUUCGAAUGAAAUAGAAACUUCAAUUUUAAUAGAAAAUUCUGCUGAGAACAAUAAAGACAAUAAAUCUUGUGAUUAAAAUAUGGAGGAUAUGUUGAGUUUUGAGACAAAACAUGUUCAAAUUUCAAAAAUAAUUGGUAAAUAUGUGACUAAUUCAAUUAAAUCAAUAAGUGAUAUUAAAUCUUGA
Paramecium primaurelia is the source of this 783-nucleotide messenger RNA. NCBI's taxonomy places the organism in Eukaryota, Ciliophora, Oligohymenophorea, Peniculida, Parameciidae. The record is from the annotation of a GenBank genome assembly.